Anolis sagrei ordinatus is the source of this 3947-nucleotide messenger RNA. The record is from RefSeq and is a predicted model, not a curated record. NCBI's taxonomy places the organism in Eukaryota, Metazoa, Chordata, Lepidosauria, Squamata, Anolidae.
GAUUCUAAAGAACAUGAAAUUGAACAGUGUUUCUAUCAAGGAUUUAUAAGGAACUACAGCUCUUCUUCGGUUGCCCUAUCUACAUGCAUAGGCUUGAUGCACCUAAGCCACCAGUAGAGGAAACAUUCAUUCUUUCCGAUGAAUAUGGAAGUUCGACAAGGUUCAAAAGAUCUCCCGUUAAAAGCCAGAAAGGUGGCUCUUUGAAUGUAGAAACUCUGGUUGUGGCCGACAAGAAAAUGCUGGAGAAACACAGCAAGGAGAAUGUUACAACCUACAUCUUAACAGUGAUGAACAUGGUAUCGAGUCUUUUCAAGGAUGGUACGAUUGGAAGUGACAUUAAUAUUGUGAUUGUGAGCCUUCUUCUUUUGGAGCAGGAACCUGGUGGACUGGUGAUCAACCAUCAUGCAGACCAAUCAUUAAACAGCUUUUGUCAAUGGCAAUCAGCUUUAGUUGGAAAGAACGGGAAACGUCAUGAUCAUGCCAUCUUGCUCACUGGAUUUGAUAUAUGCUCCUGGAAGAAUGAGCCAUGUGACACUUUAGGUUUUGCUCCAAUCAGUGGAAUGUGCAGCAAAUACCGCAGUUGUACCAUCAAUGAAGACACUGGGCUUGGUCUGGCAUUUACUGUUGCUCAUGAAUCUGGACACAACUUGGGCAUGAUUCAUGAUGGAGAAGGAAAUCCCUGCAGGAAAGCUGAAGGUAACAUCAUGUCUCCCACUCUCACGGGAAAUAAUGGUGUUUUUUCGUGGUCAGUUUGCAGUCGACAGUAUCUUAACAAAUUUCUCAGUACUUCUCAAGCAGCUUGUCUGAUAGAUGAACCAAAACAGGCCGGACAAUACAAAUAUCCCGAUAAACUCCCAGGACAGAUCUAUGAUGCUGAUACACAAUGCAAAUGGCAGUUUGGAGCAAAAGCAAAACUCUGCAACCUGAGUUUUGUGAAGGAUAUAUGUAAAUCAUUAUGGUGCCAUAAAAUAGGCCAUCGAUGUGAGACAAAAUUUAUGCCAGCUGCAGAAGGAACCCCUUGUGGGAUAAACAUGUGGUGCCGACGAGGUCAAUGUGUACGAUAUGGAGACUAUGGUCCUAAACCUAUUAAUGGCCAGUGGUCCACGUGGUCCAAGUGGACGGAUUGUUCAAGGACUUGUGGGGGUGGAGUUACAUACCAAGAGAGACACUGCAACAAUCCAAAGCCUCAGCAUGGGGGUAAAUUCUGUCAGGGUUCAAGUCGCAUUUAUCAGCUUUGCAAUACUCAUCCCUGCCCAUCUGGCGGUCCCAACUUCCGUGCCCAGCAGUGUGCCGAAUAUAACAGCAAACCUUUCCGUGGGUGGUACUACAAAUGGAAACCUUACACCAAAGUAGAAGAGAAAGAUCUCUGCAAGCUGUACUGCACAGCAGAAGACUUUGAUUUUUUCUUUGCAAUGUCUAAUCAAGUGAAAGACGGAACCCCCUGCUCCUCAAACAACCAUGACGUUUGCAUUGAUGGGAUCUGUGAGCAAGUCGGGUGUGACCAUCAGCUCGGCUCUAACACUACAUUGGAUGCUUGUGGCAUAUGCAAAGGAGAUAAUUCUACAUGCACCUUCUUUUCAGGCCAUUAUUUGAUACAGCAUAAAAUGAAUGAUUAUUACCCUAUUGUUACAAUUCCAGCAGGCGCUUAUAGCAUUGAAGUCCAAGAAUUGCAGAUGUCUGGUAGCUACCUUGCAGUGCGUAACUUAAAUAAGAGGUAUUACUUAACAAAGGACUGGACUAUUGACUGGCCUGGAAAAUUCUACUUUGCUGGAACAAUAUUUGAAUAUCAGCGCUCUUUUAACCAUCCAGAGAGACUCACUGCAUCUGGGCCAACAAAUGAGACCCUUGUCUUUGAAAUCCUGUUACAAGGAAAAAACCCAGGAAUUGCUUGGCAGUACACCUUCUCGAAGCUGGUCAACAAGAAUAAAAUAUUCACAAAAAGACACAGCUACAUGUGGGUGACAGUGCAGUCUGAGUGUUCAGUCACAUGUGGUGGGGGACACUUGAUAGCGAAAGCUGUAUGUUUACAAGAUCAUCAAACCCGAGUCAAUUCCUCCUUCUGUGGCCCAAAGACCAAACCUUUAAUGGAGACAAAAAUAUGUAAUGGAAAUCCUUGCCCAGCCUACUGGUCAGCAGGAGAGUGGAGUGCUUGCAGCAGGUCCUGUGGUGGAGGACAACAAAGUCGUCAGAUCCAGUGUGUCCAGAAAAGGGCUUUUCAGAAGGAACACAUUGUGCCUCAUACACUUUGCCCAGUUACAACUCCAGCACAGAUACAAACAUGUAAUACUCAAGAGUGUCUGCCGGAAUGGAGUCCUGGACCAUGGUCUCAGUGUUCCAAAACAUGUGGAAGAGGUGUUAUAAAACGUGACGUUUUCUGCAAAAGUGCAGGACCCUCCACACUGAAAAUCCUGCCAGAGAAUAUGUGCAACAGCAGAACAAAACCAGAAGUACAGCAGAUGUGUGUUUUGGGACGGUGUCCCAAAAAUGAUCGGCUUCAGUGGGUAAUUUCUUCAUGGAGUGAGUGUUCAGUUACCUGUGGCCCAGGUCUAAGGAGGCGAGAGAUGCAAUGCAGUGAGAAAAGCAUCAGCGGCAAAUUGAUCACUUUCCCACCCCGGCGUUGCCGAAAUCUCAAGAAGCCGCACAUAGAACUGGAAGAGGUGUGCAACCGAGGAGCAUGUCCCCUGCACCAUUUGUACAGUAGAGUGUCUGGAUGGUAUUCUUCACCUUGGCAACAGUGCUCAGUGACCUGUGGUGGUGGAGUACAAAUACGGGUGGUGCAGUGUCUUUACCAGGGCCAGAUAGCUACAGGUUGUCUUCCUCAUCAACAGCCUGCCAUGUCCAGAGCCUGCAAUACUAACUUCUGCCUUGUUCCAGAAAAGAAAGAUGAUCCUUCUUGUGUGGAUUUCUUUGCUUGGUGCCACCUUGUCCCCCAACACGGUGUCUGUAACCACAAGUUUUACGGCAAACAAUGCUGCAAAUCAUGCACGUGGAAGAACUGAUUUAAAUGGUCGGAGUCUGACUUUUUGGUGCCAUCGAGUCUUCCUCUCUGCAGAUGCUGAGAUGUUUUGUGAAGCUUCUGGACCUGAAUGUCACCGAGAUUGCCAGUGAAAGUGUUUUGGGUGUUACAGAGCAGUAUCUGCUCUGGUAAAAUUGGUGCUGAAUCAGACAUACAGGAAAUCUGCACUGUUACCAAACAACUAGGGUGUUGUUGAACAUUAGUAGAUUAGGUGCUUUCUGUAUUUUCUGUUGUCCUUGGUUGAAAGAGAGAAGAAAACCAACUGCAUUGUUGAUGGCCAAAGCCAGUCUCCAAAAUGAGCUGGCAUGUUUGGCAUGGUGCUCUUAACCAUCAGAAUUAUGACAGUGCCAUAACGAACUGUUGGAACUGUUGAUGCUGGUUCUCUGAAAGAAGGAGAAGAUGAUCAAGAUAAAUUCCAUUAGUGGCUAUGGAGACAAUGCAUUGUGCUCCCUAACAAAGGAUUGAUGUUAUCCACAAUAAUCAAAUAUGCUGCAAUAUCUAAAUCAGUGGUCCCCAAGAACAAAAAUAUGGUCCGCGGCCUCACCAUUACUACACUGUUGCCUCGAAACCACGUGGCAACAAGAGCAACUGGUCUUGCAAAACCCUCUUAUACUGCCAAGACUACAGAGAUGUCGGGAGAGGAGAGGCUGACUACCCACAAAAGAUUACUACUACCAUAUCAGCUCUAGAUUAUUAAAUAUAGUUUUCUGUGGGUGAACAGAUGGUGACUACUGGAUGACAUAUGUUUUGUAUCAGAAACUAGAGCUGAUGUAGUCUACUCAAUACAAUUUUCUGAAUCGGCACCCCAAAUCACCAAACUGAAUCUAAAGUUUACCCUUUUGGUACUAACGUUGGAAAGUGGUCCCUGGUCAAAGUAGUCCUUGGUCAAGGGGUCCCUGAUCAAAAAAAAAUUGGGAACCACUGAUCUAAA